AUGAGAACCAGCAGGCUCGCACUGUUGCUGACGCUGACGCUGGGUGUCCUUGCGGAUGUCACCACCACUUCCUCUUCAUCAUCCUCCACCACGAUUGCCGUUGCAAAUGCUGCAACAACCGCUACCACCGGAACCGAUACGACAUCAGCAGAAAAUGCAACAACGCCUACUACAACUUCAUCUACGACUUCCAGUUCAUCAUCCACGCCAACAGCUGCCGCAGCAACCACUACUGGCAUCACCCCAGUGACUACAACCACGGCAGCAACCACUCCAACUACAUCUUCUUCACUAGAGACAACCACUUCGACGACCGCACCAGCCACAACAGAGGCAGCCACCAGCGACACCGCAACCGUUACACCUACAACGUCCUUGACCUCUGAGACUGGAACUGACACCGAGAGUACGUCUUCCACCAGUGUCUCUCCAACGAUUAUCUGGGUCACCAUCACCGAAAAUAACUCGGUGGCUACCGUCUCUACAACCUAUUCACAGAAAUUUUCAUCCAUGUUCUCCACCACAGCCACCCCGUCGUCGGGAGUAGUGGGACUCGGUUCGCUUACUUUGAAAGGUACGGUCGGGACCCUUCGCACGUACAAGACUGUCACAGUUUCCACUUCGUGAGCAUCGAAUCGCAUGGCAUUAUGUGGCGCAUUAAAAAGCAUAUACGUAACUAAAAAUAAAUUCAAG
Ogataea polymorpha is the source of this 693-nucleotide messenger RNA. RefSeq lists its product as uncharacterized. Bases 1 to 627 code for a protein of 208 amino acids. The record is from RefSeq and is a predicted model, not a curated record. The transcript has a single exon. NCBI's taxonomy places the organism in Eukaryota, Fungi, Ascomycota, Pichiomycetes, Pichiales, Pichiaceae. Gene Ontology annotation, biological process: fungal-type cell wall organization.